AUGAGCUCGCCCACCGACCAGCACGACUUUACAACCACACCCCCCUCGACCUCGAUGCCCGGCAUCUCGCUCGGUCUGACCCGCAUCCACCGCCUGCUGUACCUUCUGCGCUCUCCUCACCUUGCAACACCCGUCGUUCACAUCGCCGGUACGAACGGCAAAGGCUCCGUCUCGGCGUACCUAUCGUCUAUCCUCUCGCACAGCAAACUCGCUGUCGGACGAUUCAACAGCCCGCAUCUUGUCGACGAGUGGGACUGCAUACAACUACAUGGAGGGCCAGUCGAUGAGGGACUGUUCUUGGAGGCGAAGAAGGAAGUUGAGCGGGUCAGUGAGCGUGAAGGAGUCGGUGCGACCAGCUUCGAGGUCCUAACAGCGACUGCGUUCUCGCUAUUCGCGCGGGCAAGGCCGCCAUUGGACGUUGCAGUGGUUGAAGUCGGUAUGGGCGGGAGCGAAGACGCGACGAACGUCGUGCCGGCGGAAAAGACGCUCUUGUCGGUCGUCACGGCAGUCGAGCUGGAUCACCAGAAGUUCCUUGGAGACACGGUCGGCGAGAUUGCGACGGUCAAGGCUGGCAUCACGCGGGAAGGCGGAGACGUCGUGUUGAGCGUGCAGGCGCACCAGGAGGCGACUGAAGCGGUGAAGCGAGUCGCGGCGGAACGAGGUGCGCGGGUGUGGCAGGCUGGGGAGGCAGUUAUUGUUGCAGAUGGCGAGGCAGGCGCAUCUCGGGAAGCGGUAUCCUUGACCUUCCCUCCACCACCGUUCGCCGCCAUCCCGCUCAAAGCGACUUCCGUCGUUCCGCCUCUCGAGUCGCCUUCACCGGCUACAUCCGCGUCUGUCACUGCCCGACUACCCUUACCCGGCUCCUACCAGCUCCAGAAUUCUGCUACCGCCGUCCUCGCCGCCCAGCUCCUCCGCACCCACCCGCGCACGCUCUCCCUCCUGCCGUCUCUCUCGCAUAUCACCGACGACUCGAUCCGCACGGGCGUCGAAGCGACUCGAUGGCCCGGCCGACUAAGCUGGGAGACCUACAACACCUCUUCAGGCCACCAAGUCCCUCUGCUGCUCGACGGCGCACACAACCCUUCUUCGGCCGCCCUCCUCGCUUCGUACCUCGCCUCACUUCCUCCAGCUCUCCGACCCUCGACACUCGUCUUUGCGCUCUCGGCACCGCGCGAUCCGGCAGACGUCGUCAGGCCUCUCUUGCGGGCGCUCGCGGCGCACGAACGCAGAUUGCGAGUCGUCUGCUGCGGCUUCUCUACGCCCAUCGGCAUGGAGUGGGUGCGGUCAACACCGGCUUCCGAGCUCGCUGCGGCAGUCAAGCGGAUAGCAGCGGUUCAGGUUGAGGAGGCGCCUGACGCGGAGGCGGCACUACGGCUAGUGGAGGAUCGGGUGCCCGGUGAGGGGUCGGUCGUCGUUGCGGGCAGUCUGUAUCUCGUCGCGGACGCGAUGCGGACGUUGCGGCGAAGACAGCAGGCCGGGGAGAAUUCGUAG
Molecule: messenger RNA, 1491 nt
Organism: Rhodotorula toruloides NP11
Lineage: Eukaryota; Fungi; Basidiomycota; Microbotryomycetes; Sporidiobolales; Sporidiobolaceae
Product: tetrahydrofolylpolyglutamate synthase
Exons: 1
Coding region: 1-1491 (496 amino acids)
Biological process (GO): folic acid-containing compound biosynthetic process
Cellular component (GO): cytoplasm; cytosol; mitochondrion
Molecular function (GO): dihydrofolate synthase activity; tetrahydrofolylpolyglutamate synthase activity; ATP binding
Source: RefSeq, a predicted model, not a curated record